GGCGGCUGCCUUUCAUUAUUUGCGCGAGAGGAUACCGAACAAGAGAGAUCAGAUCGCAAGACGCCCUAAUUGAGGAGGAAGCCGGAAAACCCUAGCGGGAAGAAUCCUUGAGCGAGAUUUUGCAAUUUCGGAUUUUGAGGAGGGAUUUCGUCGAUUCUUUGCGUACGUGCGGAUUCGAUCGGCGCUGAUUGAUUAGAGAAGAGGAGUUUCUUUUCGGUUCGAGAUGGUGGCUGGAGCGGAUUAUUAUCAGAGGAGCAUCCCCGUCGUCGACGUGCCGUACCGGCGCAUCGCUAAGGAGAUCGAGGAGAUCGUCGAUAUGUCUGCAGCGGCAGCGGCGGCUGCUGCUGUCGCGGUGGUCGCUGUGGUGCCUUCUUCGCCGGUGUUUUGCCAGGCGGAGCGGGGAUCGGAAGCUGAUGCGGCCGCUGUUGACGUCACCGGUUCUGAGAUGGUCGGAGUAAGCUUUUGUCCUUGCUAACUUCAGUUUUCUUCGUUGUUUUCCCUAAUAGAUCUUUUUUUUUUGGAUCAGAUUGCCAUGGAGGUCUAAUCUGUUGUGAAGUUAUUUUUUUGUUAGCAACUUCUAGUUUAGAUUUGGCAUAAUGAAUGUCAAUUACUAUUGGAUUUCUCUUUGUUUGAUGUAGAUGUUAAUACAGUGUCUACCUGUAUUCUUUCCUUUGAAUUGGUUUUUGUUCUUCAGCCUUUGUUGAAGAUGUGAUCCAGGUCCUAUUUAUAUUGUUUCCUUUCAGUUAGUUAGUGUUGAUCAGGUUUAUCUGAAGGAAAAGUACUUGGGUGGAAAACAAUGUCUUUCCUAAUUUUUAUUGUUCAAGAACUAUUUUGAAGUAUGUUUUGUAAUGGCCGACUUGCUUUUUCUUCUUCUCCAGGUUAUUGCCUAACUCGCUAUAGUUUAUUUUCUCGGUUGUCUAUGUAUGCAGAAUUUGGGAGCAUCAGAUGGCAUAUCAUCAGUAGAAUCACUUCGGUUUGUUCCUAGCAUUCGGUCUGGAAGCUUUGCAGACAUUGGACCCCGAAAAUUCAUGGAAGACGAACAUAUUCGCAUCGACAAUCUUAAAAUGCACCUAGGCUCCCUCUUUAGGUGUCCCACUCCUAGUGCCUUCUACGGGGUUUUUGAUGGCCAUGGAGGUCCUGAGGCAGCUGCCUACAUCAAGCAGCAUGCAGUUAGGUUUUUGUUCCAAGAUGCUAACUUUCCUCACGCAUCGGAAGCUGAUGAGGUGUUUGUGGAAUCUGUGGAGAACUCUGUUAGAGAAUCGUUUCUUAACGCAGAUCUCGCGUUGGCUGAGGACUGCUCCAUAAGCAGCUCAUCUGGAACAACAGCUAUAACAGCUUUGGUGUUUGGAAGGUAUCUGCUGGUGGCCAAUGCCGGCGAUUGCCGAGCAGUAUUGUGCAGGAAAGGCGAAGCAGUAGACAUGUCCCAAGAUCAUAGACCCGUCCACGAUGCUGAACGCACAAGGGUGGAGCAAUCGGGUGGUUUUAUCGAAGACGGGUACCUCAAUGGUGCCCUAUCUGUUAGCCGAGCCCUCGGUGACUGGGACUUGAAAAUGCCCCGAGGCUCUCCUUCUCCUCUCAUCGCUGAACCAGAAUUCAGACACAUUAUCCUGACAGAGGACGAUGAGUUCUUAAUCAUCGGCUGCGAUGGGAUCUGGGACGUCAUGUCGAGCCAAAGUGCAGUGAGUUCCGUCCGCAAAGGUCUGAGACGGCACGACAACCCUGAGCGGUGUGCGAGGGAACUUGUCAUGGAGGCACUAAGUCUCAGCACAUUCGACAACCUCACUGUGAUUAUCGUGUGCUUCUCGGACGAGUACCGCCACUCUGCCUCAUCUCCUGACGAACAACAGCAGCAGAGGUUGAGGUACUGCAAGACCUUGUCAGCAGAGGCCCUUUGUAACCUUAGAAGCUGGAUGGGUAACAACGGUAACAACUGAUCGAUCGCUACACGCAGGUUCGUGUAAAUAAUGAUGAUGAAAGUUUGCAGAGUAAAAAAGAGCAGUUAGAGCAGUUUUGUUCAUGGUGUCAUUGUUUGGGAGGAUGGUAAGGAAAUUGUAAAGGCGGUGUAAAUACCAUUGCGGUAGGAUGGAGAAGAGUCUACUAAUAUAAAGUUCAUUGAUUGGAAGUUUCCUUUUAAUUUGAUAUGUCAUGUUUUAAGUGUUUGCAUAGUUUGGAUGUUUAGUCAAACACGAUGUAUAUAAUUUUUUCUUCUCUUUUUUAAUAAGACGACUUAUUGGAUGUUUCAUA
This is a messenger RNA of Zingiber officinale, 2244 nucleotides long. Its product is annotated as probable protein phosphatase 2C 2. Gene Ontology annotation, molecular function: cation binding; protein serine/threonine phosphatase activity. The transcript has 4 exons. The record is from RefSeq and is a predicted model, not a curated record. Gene Ontology annotation, biological process: protein dephosphorylation. Bases 924 to 1934 code for a protein of 336 amino acids. Lineage: Eukaryota; Viridiplantae; Streptophyta; Magnoliopsida; Zingiberales; Zingiberaceae.